AUGUUAAACGACACAGAAGUGGUUGUAUACCAACACUAUCGGCCAGCUAGAGUAAAGCGAGUCAUUGCUUCUGGAAGCAGUGCGUUCAUUGGAGAAAUAGAUGAAUUCACAGUAUUGAAGUACCCUCUUGCGCCUGGUGGGGACAUGGGCCGACUCGACGUGGAGAGACGACUUCUUGAGGUUCUUGGACCACAUGAGCGGAUCAUAGGACUGAAGGCCUUUUCAGAAGAAGGGCUGUACUUGGAGCGUGCUUUCUACGGAACCUUGGCUCAGUUUAUACUUGAAUCAGGAUCCAUGUUAUGUUCUUCGAUUCAGCAGCAAGUAACCUGGUGCCGAGAGGCAUCUGAGGCGGUUGCGUGGGUUCAUACUCAUGGAGUUAUUCAUUGUGAUAUCCAGCCGACGAAUUUUCUCCUCGAUAAACAACUUCAUCUUAAGCUAUCGGACUUUCAAGGUAAACAAAUUUCGCCAGAUGGACAGGUACUACUUGACGGUGGAAGUGGCGAACCUUGCAGGUUUUAUUGCCCCCGUGAUGACCCUUUCGAAGCGGACAUUAAAACCGACCUCUUUGCGCUAGGGUGUACUAUCUACUUUAUCAUGAUGCGUCACGCAGUCUUUCCUGAGAUUGUGGAUGGAGAAGAUGGAUGGUUUGAAAAGGUUCAGGACAGGUUUGCGAAGUGCCAAUUCCCACAGGAAGUACAUGCAUGCAGCUCUAUCACUCGGAAGUGCUGGCAUAAGGAAUAUGCAUCCGCACAGGAGCUUCUACGAGAUCUAGAAGAUGUGAUUUAA
This is a messenger RNA of Talaromyces marneffei, 786 nucleotides long. RefSeq lists its product as uncharacterized. Gene Ontology annotation, cellular component: nucleus. Gene Ontology annotation, biological process: mitotic DNA damage checkpoint signaling; protein phosphorylation. The transcript has a single exon. Gene Ontology annotation, molecular function: ATP binding; protein serine/threonine kinase activity. The coding region runs from base 1 to 786 and encodes 261 amino acids. Lineage: Eukaryota; Fungi; Ascomycota; Eurotiomycetes; Eurotiales; Trichocomaceae. The record is from RefSeq and is a predicted model, not a curated record.